AUGCCGGCCGGCCCCAUGGACGCUUUGGGGGCUUUCUCCCAUCUCUCGGAAAAUUUACCGCAGUGGAUCACGCGAUUGUCUGAGCUGGCCACCUACACCGCCGCCAAACGUGCCGAAUAUGCAGAGGACUUCAGGAAGCAUGCCGUGGCGAAGCCCCGGCGUCGCAAGAACAGCUCCAUCUGCUCUAUCCGCACCGACGAAUGCGUGCCCGACGGCCCGACUCAGCUGGCCGGCGACUCGAAACCGAUUUCCUCUCGAAUUCCCAGAAAGCGCUCAACCGACGAAGCGUCGAUCGAUAACGAGGACGACGAUCGAUAUUCGUAUGUGCACCCGCGACACAACCUGAUCAUCCAGUACGACGGUCACACCCAGAAGUCGUUGGAGGAAAUGGUGCGAUACAUUGGAACGGCGAGAAAUAAUAUCCGUCGCGGCCGCAUGUCCCAGCUCCCGCUUGGGGGCUUUCGCAGCCGCGCCGCCUUCGGUCGAGGCGGACGCAGGAGUGAAGAUCCGCGACUGACGCCCUCCGCGGUCGACACCCCGGAGGACCAACUACUGUCGAACAUUCGCAGUGCACGAGCACGAAACAUGCCGGGGGCUCCCAGCGCGCCAACGCCGAAAGACUCGUCGUUUGAUCUUGCGGAAAAACACCUCGAGAUCGCCCACAGCAUGUGUGAGACGGCUGCCUACCAGUUUUUGCGCUCGGGGGAUUGCUCCACCCAGCUGAGUAACGUGGAGGAUAAAUUCAAGCAUCUGCUAGACAUCGCCAAUAAGGAGGUUACGCGCCUGCAGGCCGAGCAGAGCAACUCGCCGUCCGAAGAAGACACCGACGCCGAAGAAGAGCUUGCGCCGGUCGAGCCGGUUAAGACGGAAGACAAGCCUCCGGCAUACAGUGGAGAGAUUGAGGUCGACGACGGUACCGCGUCCGUGGAGUCGCUGGACCUGACGGCCUUCCGAGCCAGCCGGCUGAGGCGCUGCUAA
This is a messenger RNA of Aspergillus steynii IBT 23096, 978 nucleotides long. RefSeq lists its product as uncharacterized. The transcript has a single exon. The record is from RefSeq and is a predicted model, not a curated record. The coding region runs from base 1 to 978 and encodes 325 amino acids. Lineage: Eukaryota; Fungi; Ascomycota; Eurotiomycetes; Eurotiales; Aspergillaceae.